AUGAGCUUCAUUCGACGUUAUGGUCCUUCCAUACUCAGGGGUGCAAAAUAUGCUUUCCAGUUUGGUUGCUUUGCUCAUGCAUUUAACCAAUAUGUAGCAGAAUUUACUUGGUGUAUUGGACCUUCCAUGUUACCCAACUUUGGCAUGUCAGGACUUGUAGCAGUAGAGCAUAUUACGCAUCGCUUUCGAGACUUAAAAGUGGGCGAUGUAGUAAUUUGCAUUUCACCUGCAAAACCAGGUCGUUGUGUUUUGAAGCGCGUGAUUGGUCUACCUGGCGAUAACAUCUGUGAAGAUCCAACUGUAAAAGACAGAAAAUAUAUCAAUGUACCACAAGGGCAUGUUUGGGUAGGAGGUGACAAUCUAAGUAAUUCAACUGAUUCCAGAUCCUAUGGUCCAGUUUCAUUAGGCCUUGUCAAAGGAAGAGUGUUUGCAAAAGUGAUUAACAUGUUACAUGAAUAG
Molecule: messenger RNA, 459 nt
Organism: Gilbertella persicaria
Lineage: Eukaryota; Fungi; Mucoromycota; Mucoromycetes; Mucorales; Choanephoraceae
Product: peptidase S24/S26A/S26B/S26C
Exons: 4
Coding region: 1-459 (152 amino acids)
Cellular component (GO): membrane; mitochondrial inner membrane peptidase complex
Molecular function (GO): serine-type endopeptidase activity
Source: RefSeq, a predicted model, not a curated record